Messenger RNA from Corythoichthys intestinalis (scribbled pipefish), 11490 nucleotides. It is a transcript of the gene apc2, whose product is annotated as APC regulator of WNT signaling pathway 2. Gene Ontology annotation, cellular component: beta-catenin destruction complex; catenin complex; cytoplasmic microtubule. NCBI's taxonomy places the organism in Eukaryota, Metazoa, Chordata, Actinopteri, Syngnathiformes, Syngnathidae. Gene Ontology annotation, molecular function: gamma-catenin binding; beta-catenin binding; microtubule binding. The coding region runs from base 1270 to 8028 and encodes 2252 amino acids. Gene Ontology annotation, biological process: nervous system development; negative regulation of microtubule depolymerization; Wnt signaling pathway. The transcript is spliced from 17 exons. The record is from RefSeq and is a predicted model, not a curated record.
UUGCUCAAUAAAAAGUCAAUAAAUUGUAAAAUGUAGCAAGUUUUAUUUGUUUCAGUCCCCGCCUACUGCCCAUAGUAAGCUGGGAUAGGCUUCAGCUCAUCCGCGACCCAUGUGAGGAAAAGCGGCAUGGAAAAUGAACGAAUGAAAGAAUGAAUUCAAUGUCUUUAUUAAGGGACCAUUAGCCGAUAUGACAUUAAAACACCACCAAUUCGAUUAAUUAAAAAUCCUGUAAUUAAUGAGUGAAAGAAAAUUGCCUGACAGCACAUAAUCACUACAGCCCUUAUCGGCAAAACGUUCAUUGGCUGCCACCCUCCCACUCCAAAUGGAUUGGACAUCUGGAGACGUCAACGGCAGAUGACGGGUAAAUAGCAGAUGCUUUGACAUCGAUAAAAUGAUCUUUUAAGAUAGUUAUGGCUUGAUUUGAAUGUCACUACGUUGACUUUGGUGGGAAUGUUGCCCCUACCAAGAUGGCCGCCAACCUGAGGCCAUUUUGAUUGGGGCAAUGAAAGCUCUUUUCGUGCUUCGGCCCUCAAUUGAAAUGAGUUUAUCAGUGGUAGUUUCCAAUACAUUUCAAGUUCUUAUUAACUGCCAACCCUCCCACUUCACAUUGAUUGGACGUCUAAAGCAAAUGGCAGCCACAGCAAAAGGAUGAAUGGACGCCGCAUGAUUAGACAUCUAUCAAGGUCAAUGGCACAAAAAAAAAACUAGUCACUUGCCCUAUAAAGGGUUAAUAAGACACGGGUUGUCAUCCCGCGCCUCCCUCUCCCUCGCUCAUUCGUGUAUCUUCGGCUAUUUCCGGGAGAACGACAGAGGAUAUGGAAAACGGCCUCAUUUUUUCGUUCGUGCAUCUUCGGCUCUUUCCGGAAAGUGACACAGCCUGGUGGAAAAGGUUCUCGUUCCUUCGUGCAUCUUCGGCUCCUUCCGGAAGAGCGACACAGCAUAUGGAAAACGGGCUCAUUCCUUCGUGCAUCUUCGGCUUUUUCCGGAAAGACGAGGCAGGAAAAUAGCUUUCCUUACACGUACGCCUUCUGAAUGCACUAUCCCUUCUUGCGCCAAGUUCGAGCAUGUUCAGUUCGAGCUAACCGAACCGCCUUCCUCCUCCUCCUCUUCCUCACUCGUCACCCCUUGGCCCCUCCCCUCCCUGACGCUCCCAGCAGCAUCGUCGUCGUCGUAGUCGUCGCGUCCGACCUUGCUUUGGUUGUUUUUGCCCUGCAAGACGAAAGACGAGCAACUGCAGGGGGCGCCACCUCCCUCCGCUCUUGAGCGAGCAUGGCCAACCCGCUGGCGUCCUAUGACCAGCUGGCCCACCAGGUGGCGGCGCUGCGCCAGGAGAACUCCCACCUGAGGAGGGAGCUAGAGGACAAUUCCAACCACCUGUGCAAGCUGGAGACCGAGACCGUCGGCAUGAAGGAAGUCCUGAAGCAGCUGCAGUGCAAGCUGGAGCAGGAGGCGGGGACUUUGGCUUCAUCGGGACGCAGCGACGUGCUCCACCAACUCAAAGAGCUGCACAUGGACUUGACCAACUACUACGAGCUGAAGCAUCAAGGUCACCAAGGUCACGGGUCGGCGGACAAUCAGGGAGCCCCAGAAAGGGAGCACUGUCUGGCGCUACCCCCUCCCGCCUGCUCCUCCUCUUCGGCUCGCAGCGGCGACAUUUCCGUCCUUUUGUCGCCGCAUCACUUCCUGGACGGGGCCCCCCCCAAAACGGCUGUCAUCAGCGGGGCGGACGGACGCCUCAGCGACCAUCACAUGGACGAACUCUACAAGGAAAGGAACCAACUUUUAGGAGAAAUUGACCGCGAAGAGCGAGAACGUUGUUGGUACUUCAGCCAGCUGGAUGCGCUGUCACAGAAACUGGCGCACCUGCCUCGCAUCGACACGUUUUCUCUGCAAAUGGACUUUAUCCGCCAGCAGCUGGAGUUUGAAGUCCAGCAGGUGCGCUCCGUCAUGGAGGAGCGCUUCGGGAGCGGGGAGGAGAUGAUCCGCCGCGCACAGAUGCGUGUUGCUCGUUUGGAGCAGCUGGAGAAGGAACUGCAGGAGAACCAAGGGAGUCAAGAGUGCCAGCUUCAGCUGUUGGGCGCAGAGAGGCCUCCCGCGGGAGAAGCGGAGAGCAACGCGUCUGCGGACGGGACGGCGGACGGAGGAAACAAGGUGGAGAUGGUCUUCUGGUUGCUGUCCGUGUUGGCCAAUAGAGACAAAGAGGAGAUGUCCCGGACGCUGCUGGCCCUCUCCAGCUCUCAGGACAGCUGCGUGGCCAUGAGGAAGUCCGGCUGCGUGCCCCUGCUGGUCCAGAUCCUCCACGAAGAGGCCGGCGGGCCGGGGGAGGCGCGCUGCAGUCGCGAGGCCAAAUCCCGAGCCGGCGCCGCCCUGCACAAUAUCGUCUACUCCCAGCAGGAUGAGGGACAGGCCCGCCGAGAGAUGAGAGUCCUGCACAUGCUGGAACAGGUCCGCACUUACUGUGACAGCGGCUGGGACUGGAUGGAGAGCCACGCCCAGACCAGGACCGCUGGAAGAGAUGUUCCGGAACCUGUAGAACCUCAGAUCUGCCAGGCCACGUGCGCCAUCAUGAAGCUAUCCUUUGAAGAAGAGUUCCGCCGCGCCAUGAACGAAUUAGGUGGUCUCCAGGUGGUGGCGGAUCUGAUCCAUUUGGACCACCGGAUGUACGGCACACAGAACGAUCCCAUCAACAUGGCGCUGCGACGCUACGCCGGGAUGGCCUUGACAAACCUCACCUUUGGAGAUGUGGUCAACAAGGCCACUCUGUGUUCAAAGAAGAGUUGCCUCCAAGCUCUGGUGGCCCAGUUGGGCUCCGACAGCGAGGAACUCCACCAGGUGGUCUCCAGCAUUCUGAGAAACCUGUCCUGGCGGGCCGACAUCAGCAGCAAGCGAGUCCUGAGGGACAUCGGCUGCGUCUCCGCCCUGAUGAUGUGCGCCCUGCAGGCCACCAAGGAGUCCACCUUGAAGAGUCUCCUGAGCGCUUUGUGGAAUCUGUCGGCUCACAGCUUGGAAAACAAGGAGUCGGUGUGCGCCGUGGACGGCGCCCUGGGCUUCUUAGUCAGCACGCUGACGUACCGCUGUCAAACCAACUCGCUCGCCAUCAUCGAGAGCGGCGGCGGCAUCCUCAGAAACGUCUCCAGUCUGGUGGCUACGCGAGAAGACUACAGGCAAGUUCUCCGGGACCACAACUGCCUCCAGACUCUGCUGCAGCACCUGCGUUCUCACAGCUUGACCAUCGUCAGCAACGCCUGCGGCACCCUCUGGAACCUUUCGUCCCGCAGCCCCCGAGACCAGGAGCUGCUGUGGGAUCUGGGCGCGGUGGGCACGCUGCGCAACCUCAUCCACUCCAAACACAAGAUGAUCGCCAUGGGCAGCGCGGCGGCGCUGAGGAACCUGCUGAGUCACCGGCCCCCCAAGUACAAGGACGCCUCGGUGCUGUCGCCGGGCUCGUGCGCGCCAUCGCUCUACAUGAGGAAGCAGAGGGCGCUGGAGGCCGAGCUGGACGCCCGACACCUGGCUGAGACCUUCGACACGCUGGACGGGCGCGGCCUCCGCAAGCAACUGCGACACGCCGAGAGCCUGGCAAAGGAUUACGCCUCAGAUUCCGGCUGUUUUGACGACGAGGAGGCCCCCGUCUGCCGCGGUCCAGACACCGUCUCCGUGCUGUCCGCCUAUCUGGACAACUCUGAGUCGCUUCAGAAGAGGGACGCGGAGCAGACAAGAAGUCAGUACCCGCAAGCGCGGAGACAAGCGGCGCCCGACGACGAGGCGUCCUCUGCCGCCGCCGAGACCCUGGCCGAGAAGAUCACCGACGCGGUGGCCAAGAUCGACCGAUUGGUGGAGGACAUUGCCAUGCAUACGUCGUCCGAGGACAGCUUCAGCCUCAGCUCCGAGGACCACCUGGCGGACUGGCCCCACGGACCGGACCGCUCCCCCUGUCGUCUGUCCGAUACCAGUAGCCUGGCCCGCCGGGAACGCCUGGGCAGGGCCCGGGCGUUACUCCGACUGAAAAGCGCUCACACAAGCGUGUCCACCGACAGCUUGAACAGCAGCAGCGACGGCUACUGCGGCAGCAAAGAGCGAGUCCGAUCCGUCCCCAAAACUCGGGUCCAGCAAAAAAGACCGGACCGCUUGGAACUGAAGGUGGCCCACCAAGGCGGGCUUUCCGCAGAAACCCAGGAAGAGUACCGAGACGUUCUCAUCCCGGAGAGAGAUUCCGCGGACAACAGAGUCCCAGUCACCGUGGAGCCAGCUGACUCGGACGCCGAAAAGAACCCGGCAGUUCAAACGCCGCUCAGCGUGUCCACCAAAGUCUCCUCCGACGUCAGCAUGGCCUCUGUCAAGCUUUCUCCUUCGUACCAACGGAUCCAGAGCGCAGCCAAGACGGACAUUCCGGCGGCCGACGCCACGAGGAAACAAGCCUGGGUGUCCGUCGCCGAGUUUUCCACCGUGACACCCGGCAGGAAUCCCGCCAUCGGCGCCAUGGAGACCCUCCAAAAGUACUCGGUGGAGAACACGCCCAUCUGCUUCUCCCGAUGCAGCUCCCUGUCUUCGUUGUCCUCCGGGCCGGAUGGACACGAGCCGGAGGAGAGCGACUCCUCGCUGGAAAUCCUCGACGGAGGACGGAGAGCCGAAGACGACGAGACCUUGGCGGACCUGAGCGACAGCCAGCUGCUCCUCACAGAUUCCAAAACCUUCCCGAGCAAAACUCCGGUGGAAAUUCCUCAUCCGUCCAAACGGGAGAAGGUCUUCCUCAGGGGACCCUCGCCGAUGGAAGACCGAUCUCCCUCCAGUUCCUCCGAGAACUACGUUCAAGAGACUCCUCUGGUCAUGAGUCGCUGCAGUUCGGUCAGCUCUCUUGGCAGUUUCGAGUCUCCGUCCAUCGCCAGCUCCAUCCAAAGCGACCCCUGCAGCGAGAUGAUGGACGGGACCAUCAGCCCGAGCGAUCUUCCGGAUAGCCCCGGCCAAACGGCGCCUCCCAGUCGAAGCAAGACCCCGUGUGGAGCCGAAGCACAGUCGUGUCAGUGGGAGAACGGUCUUCAGAAGUUGAUGGAGGUCAGCGAUUCCAAACAGCGAUUUAACCUCCCCGCCGAUAUGGACGCCAUGAUCUACUUCACGGUGGAAAAGCCCACCGAGAACUUCUCCUGCGCGUCCAGUCUGAGCGCUCUGCCUCUUCACGAGCACUACGUGCAGAAAGACGUGGAGCUCAAACUGACGCCACUUCUCCAGCAGGGCGAGAAGAACCACAGGGACGAGCAGGAGCAGCGAUACAGCGAAGGCAACUCCGACGACGACAUCGAGAUCCUGAAGGAAUGCAUCAACUCGGCCAUGCCGUCCAAAUUCAGGAAAGUCAGACCUUCUGCCGUUCCUCCUCACUUUCCCAAAGCUUUGCAUCUCCCCGUCUACAUGAUGCUCCCCAACGGGAAAACGCAGCUGUAUCCCGGGAGGAGAAUCGUCAUCCCGCAGAAGGACAUCAAGUUCGACGAUUCGUCCGUCACCGACUCUGCCGACGGGACCCCGGUCAAUUUCUCCAGCGCCACUUCGCUGAGUGACGAGACCCUCCGGUACCCGGCUAAGGAGUGUCCGUCGCGGCCCCUCGACGAGAGGAUCGAGGACUUGAGGAUCUUCUCCCGCUUCCGUAAAGCCGACAAAGUGAACUAUCCGCGCGCCGUUCCCUCGGGCCGCACCAGCAGACACGUAGUUCCCACUCAGAAGGUUCUGAUGCAGAGCAAGGAAGUGGCCGAUCGGGUCGCUAGCCUGAGGAAGCGUUCUCCGAGCCGAGGAAAGAAGACGCAAAUCCAGGCUUCCUCCGGGAAGCUACAACUGCCCGUCAUAAAACAUAAGGCGGAGACUAUCUCCGACCAAAAGAGAAACCCAUCCCGUUCCUCGGAGGAGACCAAAUAUCUCCGCCGCACCAAGGAAGCCAGCGGGAACCUGUCGAGGAGCACUGGCAACAUCGGCAGGACCUCUGCGUCCCGCGCCGAGCCCCGAGGCUUUCACAAGAUAAAGCAGAACCUUCUGAAGGACGACUGCCCGGCCUUUUACUCUCUCAGCUCCUCUUUGAGUUCCCUGAGCGACGCCGAGUUCGAGGAACGCAGAUCCAAAGCUCAGCAGAUCUGGCACAAGAACAAACGCAACUUGACGCAGCGAGCCACAUCGGAGGAGCAAAGCUCUCCAAGUUCCGUCAGCGUGGACUCGGAGGACGACCUCCUCCAGAAGUGCAUAACUUCUGCCAUGCCCAAGCAGAGACGCAAGACGGCCUCCAGGAGGAACAAAGCGGAGAAUGACCAAAAACUGCAGCAGAAGGCCUCGGACUUCUGGACCGUGGACGAGGACAGCGACGACCCGGCGUGGGACGAAGAUUCCGACCUGAACAGCGUGGAAUGGAGAGCCAUUCAAGAAGGCGCCAACUCCGUGGUGAGCGGGCUCCAGGCCUCCAAAUGCCAAGAACUGUCCUCUGAAGAAAGCGAAUCGGUCUUGUCCUUCAUGUCCACGUCCAGCUUCACUCCCAAAGAGAGGAAAUUUGCCAAAGACAAAAAGGCUAACAAACCUCUGGACUUUGCGCAACGCAAGCCGGUGGCCAACUUGCCGGUGGUCUUCAGGGGCAGAACGGUCAUCUACACUCCAGUCAAAGAGACGGCUCCUUCGCAAAUACCUCCGCCCAGGAAAGCCUCCGCCAAGACGGACGCGCCGAAGAACCCCGACCUGGCUCAGCACAGAUCCAAGAGCCUUCACCGCUUAGGAAGACCUCAGGAGACGGAGCUGUCCUUACCGAAAAGGAGCUCCACUCCGCCGCCGAGGAUUCCCAAGAGCUCUUCGUCCGGAUCUUCGCAAAGUUCUACGCGUUCCCAGAAAAAGCCGACGUCUCCGACUCAGAAGAAGAGCGUCACGCCGGCGAGUAGCCCCCCCGAAAGAAAGGGACGCUCUCCCGUGGUCGAGAAAGUGGACAAAUCCACGGCCAAAACCCAGAAGUCUCCGGUCAGAAUUCCGUUCAUGCAGAAUUCCGUCAAAACGGCGAGACCUCUGUCCCCUCUGGUCACCAACCAGACCACGGGGAGGCAAAACCAAGUCGGCGGGAAGCGCGUCCUCCCCGCCAACCGGCGCCAACUCAGCAGGACAGCUUCAUCCCAACCUGGCGCCGAGUCGGACUCCAACGGAUUCUUGAGACAGUUGACGUUCAUCAAGGAAUCGGAGAACGGGCUGAAACGUAGCCCGUCCCGGAAGGGUUCUCCUCAUCGCCUGGUUCCCGGAGCUUCCACGGUCUUCCUCUGCUCGUCCCGAUGCCAGGAGCUGAAGGUGGCCGCGCAGAUUCCCAGGAAGACGGCGGGGAUGUGCGGCGGACAGACGCAGCGAGUCCAGAGACCGGGAGUCGGCGAACGGGUCGGCGGGAGCUCGGAAAGAUGCCCGCCCAGGAGAAGCGGCUCGGAAAGCCCCAACAGGCAGAGGGCCGUCGGGAGAAUCGCUCCGGGCAGAACUCGGGGGACGAGACGGGAGCAGGACAAAAACGACUUCAAACGUCACGCUUCGUCCCCGACGAUCAACAUCCUGAGCCGAGUGACCAGUCGCUCCUCCCUCCGGUCUUCGUCCUCCGAUUCCAGCGGCCGAGCCAAAAGCGAGGACGACGCCAAAAAGAAAAGUCGGAACGACACCUGGAGGAGGAUCAGGGACGAAGACGUACCUCAGAUCUUGAAAAACACUCUGCCGGCUAACGCGCUAGCUCUGGCGCCUUCGCCUGACGGGGAGCGAGCACCUCCGCUUCCUCCGGUUCUUCUGGGUUCUCGCAGCGUCAGCGACGCCACCGUCCAGACGGAAGACUUCUCCGGCGCGGAGUCCGUGGGAGACGGCCCGGGACGGGCGCCUGUCAGGAGCUUCCACGACGGAGACCCGAGUGUCUCUGGCGGAAAAGCUGAGGGGCACGCCGUCAAAUUCCGUCAAGGGUCUCCCAGUAAGGCAGCCAGAGUUUCUCCGUUCAACUACGUCCCCAGUCCCGUGGCAGUGCCGCAGCAGGACCGCCUCAAGACGGACGGCUAAAGUCAAUCCUAGACUUCACCUCGCCUUCAGACCUCGUGCUCCACCACACCUUAGCUUAAACAUCCACCUUGUUAGCAGAGGUCUUUAUUGGGGGUUGGAGCCUCUAGUCCAGCGGUGUCCAAACUACGGGCCGCCAGUUUCAUAAUGAAAAUAUCAUUGAAUAUGGGCCACACCACAAGCUCCAAUUCAGCCUACAUUCCGUUGCACUUCACAGCUGAAACACUGGAUGGCGCUAGUACUUAACCAGUGCCUGAAAAACAUUCGCUGCAAGCUUCCCUGCAAAUGGAUUGGACAUCUACUUGUGAUAUACUCAUGGCAGACGCGUGUAAAGACCGUUAGUUGCCCCUAUCAACAUGGCCGCCCUGGUGCCAUGUUGGCAGCGAUGUCCCAUCAGAGUCAAUGCAUAGCCAGUCAAAAAAAGUCAUAACCAGUUAAUUGACGGUGCUAGACGUCCAAUCCAUUUGAAGUGGGAGGGUUAACAGCGAAUUAACAUUCAUUGCCAACCCUCCCACUUCAAACAGAAUGGACGGCUACUCGUGAUAAGCAUGAAAAUACCUUUCAUUGCCCCUACCAAAAUGGCUGCCCGCUAAAGAAAAUGCCUGAGGGCGGCUAUGUUGGUAGGGGCAACCUUCCAAUUAAAGUCAAUGCGUUGCAAUUCGAAUUAAGACAUAAUAAGCAUAUUUGACCCUGUUGCCUGCCAUACACGGCUAUGGAUGCCCAAUCUGUUUGAAGCGGGAGGGCUGGCAGCAAACGAACGAAAGCUCAAUCGCUGCUAAACCACAUCAAAUGGACUGGACGUCUAGUAGUGAUACACUCAUUUCAACUGAUGGCAGAAACAUGAAAAUACCUUUUGUCGCCCCUACCAAAAUGGCUGCCCGCCAAACAAAAUGCCUCAGCGCGGCUAUGUUGGUAGGGGCAACCUUCCCAUUUAAGACAUUCAAAUUAAGACAAUACAAGCAUAUUUGACCCUAUUGGCUGCCAUACAUGGCCGUAGAUGUCCAAUCCAUUUGUAGUGGGAAUUCUGGCAGCGAAUGAACGAAUGCUCUUUCGCUGUCAACCCUCCCACAUGAAACCGAUUGUACAUUUAUUAGUGAUUCACUCAUUCCAUUUGAUGGCAGAAACAAAAUACCUUUCUUCACCCCAACCAAAAUGGCUGCCCCUCCUAACAAAAUGCCUCAGGGUGGCCAUGUUGGCAGGGGCGACCUUCCCAUUAAAGUCAAUGCAUUACCACUCAAAGAUAUAACAUGCAUAUUUGACCCUGUCGGCCACCAUACAUGGCAACGGAUGUCCAAUCUGCUUGAAGUGGGAAGGCUGGCAGCGAACUAACAAACGCUCAUUUGCUACCAUACCUCCCACUUCAAACUGACUGGAUGACUACUAGUCAUGAACUCAUUUCAAUUUACGGCAAAAGCAUAAAAAGACCUGAGGCAUUUUGUCACGUGGGCAGCCAUAUUGGUAGGGGCGACCAUCCCAUUAAAAGUCAAUACAUUGACAUUCAAACGAAAUAAUAACCAGCUCAUUUCUUAACCCAUUUUUAGAGAAUAUUACCAAUGUCUCUUUACUCAUUGGCUGCCAUUGACGGUGCAAGACGUCCAAUCCAUUUGAAGGGGAAGAUCCGGCAGCGAAUGGACAUUAGUUGUCGUCUACUAGUAAUAAACAAAUUGGCGGAAGGGUGCAUCUUGUCCGUAGAUAGAGCUUAUUUUUUAACUCAUUGGCUGCCAUUGACUACAAUGGAUGUCCAAUUCAUUUAAAGUAGGAGGGCUGGCAGUUACCAUACUCCUGCUUCAAAUGUAUUAGACAUCUUCUAAUGAAAAACUCAUUUCAAAUGAUGGCAAAAGCAUGACAAGACUUUCCAUCGGUACUACCAAAAUGACCUCAGGUCGGCCAUGUUGGUAGAGGCGACCGUCUCAUCAAUGUCAAUGCAUUGACAUUGAAAUGAAGUGACCUCAGAGAGAAAAAGUUUGGACACCUCUGCUCUAGUCAUCCCCCAUGAACAUUUUCUACAUGUUCCCAGUCUAUUUGUAGAGUAAUAAGGGCGUGCUAGCAAUGCUAACAUUCAAAGGGGUGGAGCCAAACGCAGCAGUAUUAGCGCAACGACGCCAUGUCUCUGAAGGACAUCGAGAAAAUGUCUUCCUCAUACAAACUGACCAUUUACGCGCUCCUGCUCGUCUGUUAUUAGCAUUAGCAUCCAGCUAACACGAAGGACACUCGUGUAUUGGUGCCGGCCUCAUGUUUUUUUUCCCCGCUCUGUGAUACUCAAACUUCUUUUUGCUAUACAAUACAUGAAAAUUAAAGGAAAUAAUGACAUGAUGUUUGCACGUGUGCGUAGCAGGGACAGUCUAGAACUUGAAACGACUAAAAAUGUGCUUUUUUUACAUUGAACGCACAGUUUGGUCCCCAUAUUACCGCAACACUCGAACUCAGAAAAGUGAAAACACAUCAACAAGCUUCCUAUUGCCAAAACGGGUUUAAAAUCUGAUGUCAUAAAAUAACUCGCUGGCUGCCAUCGACGGAAAUCGACAUCCAAUCCAUUUGAAUUGGAAGUAGAUCAAAAGGAAUAAUGCCAAAUGUACAUGAAGUCACCCAGAAGUGCUCAAAAUUCAACUGGAAGUGGUCACUGGAUAGGAAGUGACACUCAAAUGCCCCAAAAUGUACUGUGGUAUAAAUCACACAGAUGAAAAAACAGUGUCUGCUUUAACUGAAACCACCCAAACAUUUAUAGGUUUUCAUUUUUUAAUGACGGGGGGAGAUAAGUAAGCGAACCCUCUGUUUAAGGAGCAAUUGAAACCAAUUUUUACCAAGCAAUUUAAGUCAGGUGUGAUGGGUGGUUGGAAGCUGCCAUGCCCACUAUAAAACACACACCUGGUAAGAAUUGUCUUCAUGAGAAGCAUUGCCACUUUACAUGAAGUAACCCAAACCAAAAAACUGACCCAAAAUGAACAAACAAGACCUGGAAGUGAUACAAAAUCAACAGGAAGUGACCUUGGAAUGCCUAAAAAUCAACAGGAAAUGAUCAAAAAUAUAAUGGAAGUGAUGCAAGAAUGCCCCCAAAUUUACAGAAAGCGACCCAAAAGCGACAAAGUGACCCAAAAUGAACAGGGCGAGACCUGGAAAGGCUGGAAAAUCAACAGGAAGUGACCCUGGAAUUACCCAAAACCAACAGAAACUACCCCAAAAUUUACAAGGAAGUGACCUAAAUGCCCUAAAAGUAAAAGGAACAAUACAAGAUAAACAGGAAGUGGCCCUGGAAUACCCCAAAAAGUACCCAAAGUGAUCCGAAAUGUAAAGGUCAUGACCUGGGAAAUGCCCCAAAAUUUACAGGAGGUGACCCAAAAAAUCUCAACAACAAUAAAAAUUCAAAGCUUUAUGCUGUUGUUCUAGACUGUCCCACUUGGAGGCGCUGUGUGAUAUAGGUAAGACGUCCUUUGUCAUGUUUUCACCCAAUAAAAAGUCAUCACUGGC